Molecule: messenger RNA, 3665 nt
Organism: Gavialis gangeticus (Gharial)
Lineage: Eukaryota; Metazoa; Chordata; Crocodylia; Gavialidae
Gene: SLC44A3
Product: solute carrier family 44 member 3
Exons: 15
Coding region: 1-2031 (676 amino acids)
Biological process (GO): transmembrane transport
Cellular component (GO): membrane
Molecular function (GO): transmembrane transporter activity
Source: RefSeq, a predicted model, not a curated record
AUGUGGGUUUCCCGGGAGCGUCGUUCCCUGCCACAGUUUUUUUUCUUAAUUUAUGUUUCCGCACAGGGGAUUUCUGGAUAUAGAGAAUGGAGACUGCUGAUUUACAGAAAAUGCACAGACAGGCUCUGGUUGAUUUUCUUUUUUCUCUUUUGGGCUGGUUUGACGUUUAUAACUGGCUAUGCUGUGAUGGCUGGAGCUGCAGAAAGACUUGUAUUUGGAUAUGACAGCUAUGGGAAUAUAUGUGGCAGGAAGAACAUCCCUAUUGAAGGAGCACCCCUUUCUGGACAGGAUAUGACAAGUAAAAAAUUCGUGUUCUUUUUGAAUUCCUGCAAUCUGGAAAUCAAAGAUCUUAAAAUCAAUUCAGUUGCCUUGUGUGUGUCUAGCUGUCCACAAGAGCAACUUAACUCUUUGGAAGACAUCCAACUUUUUGCAAAGAACAAUGAUUCUUGCCUUUGUGUUUAUAACUUGAAUGUUUCCAGUUAUACACUAAAUCCAAAAGCAGCUGAGCUGUGCCCCACACUACCAGUUCCACCAAGCAAAUCCUUCCCAUUGUUUAAUCGAUGUGUUCCACAAAACCCUGAAUGCUAUUCACAGUUUGCAUCUGUCUUGAUAAAUGUAAUCAAUGGAGUGGACAUUUUUCAUCACAUUCUUAGUGGAAUAAUGGCAGGAAGAGAUAUUAUAAUAGGACUGAGUGUCCUUGCACUAGCUUUCUCUCUGAUAAUGGUUUUAACCUUCAAAUUCAUCACUACACUUUUGGUCCAUAUUUUCAUUACACUGGUUGUGUUUGGAUUGUUAUUUGUUUCAGGUGUUCUCUGGUGGUUGUAUUAUGAUUAUACUAACAGCUCCAGCAUAGAACUGGAAACUGAAAAGGAAAAUGUGAAGUUUUUACUUGGAUUUGCUGUUUUAUCUACAGUGAUUAAGGUUGUUCUACUUGUCCUCAUAUUUGUACUAAGAAAGAGGAUUCAGCUGACUAUACAGCUCUUCCAGGUUGCAAGUAAAAUAAUUACCAAGAUCCCUUUUCUGCUGUUCCAGCCAUUUUGGACCUUUCUGAUUCUCAUUUUCUUCUGGGUAUUCUGGGUUGCUGUGCUACUUAGCUUAGGAACUGCAGGGAGCGUGCAAAUCAUUUCAGGAGGACAAGUUGAAUAUAAAGUACUGUCUGGCAUUCGUUUCAUGUGGUGGUACCAUUUAAUUGGUCUCAUCUGGACUAGUGAAUUCAUCCUGGCUUGUCAGCAAAUGACUAUUUCUGGGGCAGUGGUUACUUGCUACUUCAAUCGAAAUAAAAGUAGCCCACCAAGUCACCCGAUCCUAUCUUCAAUAUCAGUUCUUUUUUGCUAUCAUCUAGGAACAGCUGUAAAAGGGUCAUUUUUGAUCACUUUACUAAGAAUACCAAGGACUAUUCUCAUGUACAUUUAUAAUACUUUAAGAGAAAAGGAGAGUGUGUGUGCCAGAUGCUUGUUCAAGAGCUGUUUCUGUUGCUUUUGGUGCUUGGAAAGGUGCCUAAGAUAUGUUAACCAGCAUGUGUACACAACCACGGCUAUAAAUGGGACAAAUUUUUGUACCUCAGCAAAGGAUGUUCUCUUUAUUUUAGCAAAGAAUUCUACUGCUUUGGCAUCCAUUAACUGCUUUGGAGACUUUAUAAUUUUCCUAGGGAAGGUAUUUGUUGUAUGCUUUACUGUUUUUGCAGGAUUAAUGGCUUUUAACUACCAUCGUGAGUUACACGUGUGGGUAGUUCCACUCUUGCUGGUUUCAUUUUUUGCCUACCUAGUAUCCCACAACUUUUUAUCAGUGUUUGAAGUAGUUGUGGAUACGCUAUUCCUUUGCUUUGUUAUUGAUAUAGAAACAAAUGAUGGAUCUACAGAGAAGCCAUACUUCAUGGAUCAAGACUUACUGAGCUUUGUGAAGCAGAGCAACAAGCUAAAUGAGGAGAAAAAGCACAGAAACAGGAAAACCCUCCAGAAUAGUGAUGAUGGGACAGAACUCCAGCCUAUGGUGAGACAGCAACAAAGGCUGUGCAACAUGGACGUCAGAUAACGGUUGUCUCCCAUCGUGCACUAAAAAAGACUGGGCAUAGACUGUAAAUAUUUAUUUCCUGACCCUGGUUUGUUUCUCUGUCCUCCUCUAUCAUCAUCAGUGCUGACACAAGAACAUCCGAGCUAGUUCCUAACGGGGCUGGAUUCUGGCUGUAUGUGGCCAGCAAUGAAUUUUUGCUGCUGUAAAAUGGACAGAACUGACUUUUGUGCCAGCCAUUUUUCCCCUGACCCAAUGUAAGGAGCAUAUCAGGGAGAAACGGCUUCCCUGGGGCUGGAGUAGAUUCCCAGCUUCCCUGCACCAAGCAAUGUUCUGAUGAAGGGAAAGGUUUGGCCACUGGUUCUGAAAUGACCUUCUUAUUUGACUUCUGCUGUUGUUUAAAACUGAUGAGAUUCAAGAAAGGAGAAGUGCCCCAAAGGGCUAUUUCAGCCUUGAAGACUAUAAGAAUAAAGCUUACCAGUUGACCUCAAUGGAGCUAUGCCAAUGUAUUCCAGCUGAGGACAGCCCCACCAUUUAGAACUGUGAUUGUCACCCCCUCCCCCCGAGGCCAGGAGCAAGAGCUGGCUGAUAAAGCUUCUGUCGUAGCAGUUGCUUUUUAUCCUGCUAAAGUGCAUUAGGGACAAAAAUAAAAUAUAUCUUUUGGUGACUAUUUUCUUGAUUCAUUCUAAAGGUCACAGUCUCUGGCACUCUCACUUACACUUUAUUCUAAGCAUUAUGUUAUAGGGAAAUAAUAGCCUAAGCCAUUGGACUGGAAUGCACAAUUUUAAGUUUUAUUAUGUUCACAUUUCCUUCCUUCAGUCUUUCAUUAUAUUUAGCUAAAAAAUCAGAAAACCACAGAAGUGGACUGUAAAACCAGUUUCUUUUUACCCUUACAUUUUAUCAAGGGCAGUCCUGGAUUUUCAGAUGCAUGAAGGCUGCUUAUUCUUUUGCAGAUUACUUUUAAGAACAUUUGGAUACAGAUAACAAGAUCAGUGCUACAUAUUUGAUACUCUUCUCUCUGAGUGUAGGCUUGAACUUGAAAUGGACCUGAAAGCAUACAGGCUAAACUGCAGCAGCAAAACUCAGACAAAACAAAGUGAAGGACACAGAUACUUUGGGACAAAGUAACUUAGAUCUGUUAAUAGUAUUUGUACCUCUCGCACUGAAGAAUUAAACACAGUCUCUUAGUACAGUAGUGGAUUUUUCAUCAUAUCUGUCAUUAUUAAAAUGUACAAGAAGUUAAGCUGUUUCAUGAAAGUUAUGGUAAUAAAGUUCUUCUGUCAGAUUGGUGGUGUUGUCUGAAAACAAGGUUGAAGAGCUAUCCUUCUGGUAUCAACUCUUUGAAUAUGUCAGUUCAGGUACCGCAGUAGUAAUUCUGCAUGCAUCUGUGUAGAAAACAUGGCCAAUAGUCCUUGGAUCCACAAAUGCAAAACAUUAUAGAGAAGAUGCCUUGAGAUCAUUUCCACCUGAGUUGUUCAGUAGGGCUCCACAAUGGCUGCAGGCAACUGAGGAGCAAUACUGGUCUCAUUGGAAGGAAACUGCAGUCUAUUUAGCUAGGAGAAUGGCUGAAGUAUUGUAUACUCUUGUAGGUAAAUGUUUUCAACAGUUAAGAUUGUGAACAGCCCUUAGUUCUUCUCUGAAUCCUCAUACUUAAAAAU